UUGUGUCGUGUUCCUCUGCCCUGUUUCCAAAUUCCCUCUAUAAAACUCCAAAACUUUCACAUUUUCCUUCCAAGGUGGGAUUAAUGGCGGUGGCUUCCAGAGGGAAACUCAGCGACCUUCAAAUCCCCAAGUUAUGGAAGGACAGAGACGCCACCAGUCCCGACCGGACCAUCGUCUGGACCGAACCCAAGCUUCGCACCUCCGACAGGAAGCUUCCCGUCGUUUACUAUCUCUCCAGAAAUGGCCACCUCGAGCACCCUCAUUUCAUGGAGGUCCCUCUUUCCUCUUCCGAAGGCCUCUAUCUCAGAGAUGUAAUCAACCGCCUGAAUCUGCUUCGAGGGAAGGGUAUGACGAGCAUGUACUCGUGGUCUUCGAAAAGGAGCUAUAAGAAUGGGUUCGUGUGGCACGACUUGUCUGAGAACGAUUUCAUUUACCCGUUGCAUGGUAAAGAGUAUGUGCUGAAAGGCUCGGAGAUUCUUCAUUCUUCUUCGGGCAGCCAGGUCCAAGGCUCGGAAUCUUCUAGAUCUCUACGGCCGCCGGAGGAAUCCGAUUUCCCGAUCCUCUCUCGCCGCCGCAACCAGUCCUGGAGCUCCGUCGACUUCCACGAGUACAAAGUCUACAAGACCGAUUCGAGCUCCGACUCGUCCGCAAAAGCCGCCGCCGCCGAUGCUUCGACUCAGACCGACGAGAAGCGGCGGAGGCGGCGGGCGGCGAGGGAAGAAGAGAAGGAAGAGAAGGAAACAGAGGAAUUGAUGAACCCUACGCCAAGUACGGAGCUCAGCCGGGAAGAAAUAUCUCCUCCGCCGUCAGAUUCGAGCCCGGAGACGCUGGAAUCUCUGAUGAAAGCCGACGGCCGUUUGAUCAUUUCCGAGAGCGCAAACGGAGACCAGCCGAAUCGGACGGCGGAGAGCUUCCCGAGCGGGAGGAUGAAGGCGUCCGCAGUUCUGAUGCAGUUGAUCUCGUGCGGAUCGAUCUCGUUUAAGGACUGUGGAGCAACAUCAAUGGAGGAUCAAGAAUUUUCUCUGGUGGGUAAAUCCAGAGCGGCCCGCGGAAAAGAAACAGCAGGGACAUCGGCGGAAAUAGUGGGUUUCUCAGGGGUAAGAUUGGAAGAUAAAGAAUACUUCAGCGGGAGCCUGAUCGAGACCCAGAAAGCGAAGGAGGCUCCUGCGGCUCUGAAGAGGUCAUCUUCUUACAAUGCCGACAGGGCCUCACAGCUGCAACUGUCGGAGAAAGAGAUAGACGGAGAUGCAGCCCGCUCGAAAUGCAUACCAAGAAAGCACAAGGCAUCGUCCCAUCCGACUGCGAUGAAGGAGACUAAUAUCCUUGACGAUGGUCCUUCUAUCAACUUAGUCAGCAACAUCCAACAUGGAAGCAAAAGAGUGGAGCAACAAUGAGAGAGAGAGAGAGAUUAUUAGGAUAUCCAUCAGUCAACUAAGAAAUCCGACACAGAGCUCUCUAAUCUUAAACUCAUCAAUCAAUCAAACAAGAGAAAAGAAAGAAACAUGUUUGAGAUUUGAAUAGGAAUKGUGUUGGUGUGGAGGGAAGUCCAGAUGGUGGGUACUUGUGAUGGAAUUUUAGGCAUUAAUCUCGAAUUUGACAAUUGA
Momordica charantia (bitter melon) is the source of this 1604-nucleotide messenger RNA. Its product is annotated as UPSTREAM OF FLC protein (DUF966). The record is from RefSeq and is a predicted model, not a curated record. NCBI's taxonomy places the organism in Eukaryota, Viridiplantae, Streptophyta, Magnoliopsida, Cucurbitales, Cucurbitaceae.